AUGUUUGGUGGCUUCAAAGGAUUCCUGAAAAAGGCUAAGAAGGCUUUUACCCGUAACAAGGACGACAAUGAGGAUGAGGAAGAGGUGAGGCCUCCCACGAACCCUCCCACCACUGCCACCAGCCCCAAGCCACCCUCCGAUUCGGGUUCAUCACUUUCGAGACAUAUAUUUUGUUUCCCAGGUUCUGGUAGCAACUCCAAGUCCGGCAGCUCGGAGACGACGUCAUUGUCCGACCGCAGCCCGCCCUCCAAGCGAGACGAGAAGAAGAAAAAGAAAAAUGUGUUCAAGCGCAUUUUUUCAAAGAGCAAGAAGACGAUUUCGAAGAGCUCGGGGAAGGUGAUUGAGGUGACGAAAGCGAGCAGCCGAACCGCCGCGGUCGCGACGAAGGCCACGUUGGGCGCGGUGAAGGAUGGCGGCGUGGUGGCUGGCGACGCCAUCGUUUCCGGCUCUAAAGCCACCGCUUCUGAAGCGGCAACGAUUGCGAAAUGUGCCAAGAAUCAUAUCGUCAAGCGCAAGGGUCACGUGAAAGAUGUCUUCAAAAAACGUACCUUCCUCCGAAAACUGCGCAAGCGCCUCAUCCCCGAAAAGGCGACCAAGGAUACGGGCGAAGUGAGCGAAGCGCUGGCCGAACUCGCCUCGUUGCAUGCGGCGGAAAAUGUGGCGCUGGUCUGCCUGUGCUUCUACUUCCUCGGUGAACAGCAUCGUCCGUUUCCGACGAAGCAGCUCGCCAAGACGCGCGCUCAAAUUGGGGAGGCCGCCGUGCAAAGCGUGCAGCCGAAGGACUAUGGCCGUUGGGUGGACAAGCACACGAAACAUCAAAUGGCCACCAGCGACGAGCUCGACGCGGAGGGAAGCCGGAUUAUCGUGGCUGCUGGGCUGAGGGCUGCGUGGAGUGACGCCGAUGCCCUUGAAAUCCUCGACGCCGCAUUCCUCGUAUGCCCGAACCGAGCCGAGCAUCACCCGUUUUUCGGGCUACGCGUCGACCUGGCUAGCUAUCGGACCGAGCGAUUCGAGGCCUGGUCGAUUCCGCUGGACGUCGAAAACUGCCCGGCCGAAACUGAAGUGUCCUUUGUCGUCUUGCGCCCAACUUUUGUGACUGACAUUGUGAACUUGGCGAACAAAUUGACGGGCAUCGAAUUGGAGACGGCGCUCGACAAGUUGGCCAGCGCAAAACGCGCCAAACAAUCCGUGCUGCUGCCCCGUUUCCAGGUGAAAAACCAGCAAGACUUGCUGGCGCACUGGCAGAAGCGGCUGGUGGUCACGGAUGAGCACGUAGACCUGCUGGCCCCGUUACAAGGUGUCGAACACUGGGCCACGCUGGGCAUCCAGCGCGAUGGCGUCACCUUUGGGGAUGGGCCUGGGGUGGAGGAGCUUCCAGCCGGAAAGAAGCUGCAGCGCGACGUCCGCUCCCUGUUCACGCGCCAUCGCAGCUACAAUCUGCGCCUCGACAGCCCGUUCCUAUUUUUUGUCGUCGUUCAAGAGACGGUGCUUAAUCGGAUCCCCUUCCGCGAAGCGAUGAGCAUAUCGAUGAUGGCCGUCCCGAAUAUAUUUACAAACCUCUACCUCUCAUGCACGUCCCUCAUCGCACUUGCACUAAACUUUACAACUGACCCAACAACUGACUCGCCAUCACCAACGUCAUCUACCACCACCUUUCCAGCCACGCCAUCCGCUUCCGAAGACCUAUCAGCAGCUAUUUUUGAUGAU
Mesorhabditis spiculigera is the source of this 1707-nucleotide messenger RNA. Lineage: Eukaryota; Metazoa; Nematoda; Chromadorea; Rhabditida; Rhabditidae. The record is from the annotation of a GenBank genome assembly.